Molecule: messenger RNA, 676 nt
Organism: Ooceraea biroi (clonal raider ant)
Lineage: Eukaryota; Metazoa; Arthropoda; Insecta; Hymenoptera; Formicidae
Gene: Roc1a
Product: Regulator of cullins 1a
Molecular function (GO): zinc ion binding
Source: RefSeq, a predicted model, not a curated record
GGAUAUCUGUGUGAUGUGUCUGAGCAUCGACUCGGCCAACGUGCAAAAUUAAAGUAUGGCGACCACCAUGGACGUCGACGAUGACGAGUGUGAUUUGCCGACCUCCAGCAGUGGAAAAGGCGAGAAGAAGCGUUUCGAGGUGAAGAAGUGGAACGCGGUGGCAUUAUGGGCCUGGGAUAUCGUAGUGGAUAAUUGCGCUAUCUGCCGUAACCACAUUAUGGACCUCUGCAUCGAGUGCCAGGCAAACCAGGCAUCUGCCACCAGUGAGGAAUGCACAGUGGCCUGGGGAGUAUGCAACCACGCCUUUCACUUUCACUGCAUCUCACGUUGGCUAAAAACACGACAGGUUUGCCCAUUGGACAAUCGCGAGUGGGAAUUUCAGAAAUAUGGUCAUUAAUGUAUUCCAUUGUGCGCACCAAGUACAGUUACAAGCAGUUAUUUUGGCUACAAUUGUUCACCAAUCUUUAAGUAUACCAGAAGGUUAUUUCUUCACGUAAUGAGAAUACAAUUGCCACAAUCUUCAAAAAUUUACUUCAGAGUACAGAAAUACUUGAAUAGAGAAAUACAGAAUACUUGAAUAAUUAAAACUUAAAAUUAUAGUUGCUAAAUAUAUCCUGUGUUAUAUAUAUAUGUAACUUAUAAGUCAUAAAUUUUAUAAUAAAGGCAUUAUAAAAUA